AUACACUUGGUGAUUUUCAAAAGACCAUUAAAAUUGUAUGUAUUGAUUAUUCCGUUUACAUUAAAAAAAGAUUGACAAUAAGAUUUUACUUACAGUCUCGAUCAGUUGUUAAAUUAUAAAAAAAAGAUAAAUAUCAAGUUAUUCACUUUAAAUAAUCUGGAUUUAUAUAUAGAGUAGGAAGUUUUGAUUUAUAAAUUGUCCCGCUUACUAUAAAAAAAGAUCAUGGAUACCCAUGGACUUGGAAAAAAAGCUGAAACUAACCGUUCCACCGAAUAUGACAAUCGGGUUAAUAUCCAUGACAGUGGACAGGAACUCAUAGUCACAGAAGGGUACAUUCAACUUGAAUUAUUAUCACAAGAAUCUCCGUAUUCAUACGCAAAGGAAUCAGAUGUGAGUAACGGAACUGUUUCAAGUUAUGUCGAUGGUCGUGUAGGAGUUUUAAAUAGUCAUGAUAGCAAUAAAACAGUAGACCAAGAUGCCAAUACUGAUUAUAACCAUACCUCUACGGAAACUGUGGCCAGUAAUAAGCGUGCAGAAAACCAUACAUGUACGAAAACUGUGGAUCAGAAUGCGCGUGCAGAAAACCAUACAAGUACGGGAAAUGUGACCAGAAAUAAACGUGCAGAAAACUAUAACAGAACGGGAACAGUGGAUAGAAAUGCGCUUGCAGAAAAGCAUACCAGAUCGGGAACUGUGGACCGUAAUGCGCUUGCAGAAAAGCAUACCAGAUCGGGAACUGUGGACCGUAAUGCGCAUGCAGAAAACAAAACCAGAGCGGGAACUGUGGACCGUAAUGCGCAUGCAGAAAACAAAACCAGAACGGGACCUGUGGACCGUAAUGCGCAUGCAGAAAACAAAACCAGAGCGGGAACUGUUGACCGUAAUGCGCACACAGAAAGCCAUAUCAGAUUAAAAACAGUAGACCGUGAUGUACGAGAAAUAAAUAAAGUUAUACGUGAAAGAGAUGUGCGGACUGAAGAACGUACAGCCAGUUGCCUAGUUCCUAUAGUUUCUUAUCAUUUACAAAGUGGAAGUCAACAAGUGAGCUUAGGACAAGAUCCAGUCAAUCUUAGUGAUUCAACCAGAAGUUCAAGCACAACAUACGAUAAGAUUUUAGAUUCAAACGUAAUUACACAUGUACAAAAUUCACGAAAUAGUACUAGUACAAAGAAGAAUGAUAUAUGCUCGCCACAAAGAUGUAUUAUUGCAACGAUCUUUGUACUUAUAAUUCUGAUAGCUGCAGGCGUUAUUAUUUAUUUUGUGUUUGUCAAAGAUGAUCCACCUAACCCUUGUGAAAGGUUACCCGAAGUAAAACACGCAGUGUUUAAGAGUCAUGCAUCAGGUCAAGCAGAAGUGACCUGUGACCGAGGGUUUGUACUGAACGGCAGCAGUACUAUAACUUGCCAAAAUGAUGUCUGGAGCAAACUCCCAUCUUGCAAGCCGAUAGUAUGUGGACCGUAUCCGCAGAUAGAUAAUGGCGUCGUAAAUGGUUCUGGAAAAUCGUUCGGGUUUAAAGCAAAUAUCAUCUGCAAUCCCGGCUUUUACGUGGUUGAUAGCGUAACUACGGUAGCAUGUUUCGCAGAUGGAAACUGGACCCCUGCAUCUGAAUGUCGCGAACAUCCUUGUGGAAACUACACACUGUUAGACGACAUGGUGACCAAUGACGAGCUGAUGUAUACAACCACGACGUUAUGCUUGCAAUGUAAAGCUGGUUUAGAAUUUGUCCAAAAUAGCGAUAGAUGUGUAACGUGCCAGAAUGGAAGGUGGCAGGGGAGUCCAGAAUGUGAAAUACCAGGAACCAUUGACUUUGAUCCUGUCGAGCCAAUUUAUAAUGUUUCUGAUCCGGUCUCUCUUAGAUGUGUUGUACAUAAUUCAUCAGAGUGGCAAUCCACUACUUUCUAG
Molecule: messenger RNA, 1902 nt
Organism: Ruditapes philippinarum (Manila clam)
Lineage: Eukaryota; Metazoa; Mollusca; Bivalvia; Venerida; Veneridae
Exons: 3
Coding region: 223-1902 (559 amino acids)
Source: RefSeq, a predicted model, not a curated record